GUGAUCAGUUAAGAAUAAUCACUCCGUGUCAUUGCAUGUGUGGCAGUGUGAUGAAGUUUGUAGAGGACGCUGAGGAUGACUGCACAAAGAUUGUGGACAGCUUGUUGGACGUACUGACCAAGGGACAGCACUCUGCCACCAUGAAACAGAUACACGAGAAGCGAAAACAGGAUGAAAAACAGAAAGCAGCUCUUAAAAAGACUAUGAUGUUCAGCCAGAAUGACCCAGAGGAGGCUGAUUUCUCUACAGCAAACACUACUGCAGAUGGUGGCGAGGGCAAGCCCGAUGUACAGCAACGUCUGGACCGGACAGCAGACCUCCUGAGGGAGCUUCAUCAGGCCCAGCAUGAAAGGUUGAGUCAGCGACCUCCCCCGCACCUGACCAACACCCUGGGACCUGGCGACACAGAGAAACACCUAGCUGACAAUGUCACAUCUGAACUCACAAGUCUUGCAAAGGAAGCAUAUCCCAGAGAUGUAACAAGUCUUAGAGGAAUUCGAAAAGCUUUAGGAAUCUCAGUAGAGUCUGUCAUAGGCACGGAUGAAUCUCAGCCAAUAGAAAUCGAGGAUGGUGACAGUUUCAGCCAAUCAAAUGUUUCUUUACAAAAUGAUCAAGACAAUUCACAGUUGGAAGCUGCAUACAGCUAUGACAAUAAUGAUGGUCAUCAGAAUAUCAUCGACAAUGAACUCUUGAUGGAGACAGAUGGAACAGUUAUUGAUAACCUGUGAGAAGUGAUCAAUAACCUGUGAGAUUUGGGAACAUUUAUUUGAUGAAAAGUACUGUGUAUAUUUGUAUACCUUUAUGUCUAACUUUUGGAUUAGAAAGGAAAAUGAAAUGAUAAGCAUUUGAUAAAAAAAGCACUGUUUUUUAAUUGGAUAUAAACAGCGUUUGGUUUUAAAUGGAAGACAAAUGUGAAUAUUGUGUUAGAAUUUAGCCAAAAGAUAGUAGGGUCUUUAGCUUAACAAA
Messenger RNA from Dreissena polymorpha, 966 nucleotides. RefSeq names its product bromodomain-containing protein 7-like. The transcript has 6 exons. The record is from RefSeq and is a predicted model, not a curated record. The coding region runs from base 36 to 728 and encodes 230 amino acids. Lineage: Eukaryota; Metazoa; Mollusca; Bivalvia; Myida; Dreissenidae.